Protopolystoma xenopodis is the source of this 195-nucleotide messenger RNA. The record is from the annotation of a GenBank genome assembly. Lineage: Eukaryota; Metazoa; Platyhelminthes; Monogenea; Polystomatidea; Polystomatidae.
AUGCCUGAUUGCUCUCUGCCUAGUUUGGUUUUUGAAUACGCCUUCAAGAUGGCUAUCUCAGUGCUGACUAUCGCCUGCCCUUGCUCCCUCGGCUUGGCGACACCUACUGCUGUGAUGGUUGGUACUGGCAUCGGCGCACUCAAUGGCAUUCUCAUCAAGGGCGGCCAGCCCCUCGAGAAUAUGAGGAAGGUAUGA